This is a messenger RNA of Anguilla rostrata (American eel), 1797 nucleotides long. RefSeq lists its product as uncharacterized. The record is from RefSeq and is a predicted model, not a curated record. Lineage: Eukaryota; Metazoa; Chordata; Actinopteri; Anguilliformes; Anguillidae. The transcript is spliced from 8 exons. The coding region runs from base 222 to 1154 and encodes 310 amino acids.
AAAAAAACAACUUCUCUUUCGACAGCCUGUCCGGCGAUGGGGCUAAAUUGCUACUGUUAUAUUAGCUCCAAGUAGCCUAGCCUAUUGAUGCAACGGCUAGUUGAAUGUAGACGGCAAUACUAAGAACAGUCGUUUAUUGUUUACUCAAGAUGGUGUUUGACCUGCGCUCAGUUAACACUGCAAGUUCGCUGCAUGUCAUCAAUUAAUUUCGUUUGGUGAACAUGGAUGCCUAUGCAGUGGUCAUGCUCACCGAAGAGGAUGUUAUGGCAGUUGUCCCAAAGUCCUGGUGUACUGAUCAGGGUUGUUACUGGCCACCCUACGCGUCGAAUGCUAGAAUUCAGAGAGCAGUACAGUCCCACGAGAUGCCGUCAAGUACGUGGUAUUUACACAAAGCACGAGUUCUUGCUGUUAAAAGUUCCUAUGAAAAAGCAACUGCAUGGUUACGCCACACUGAAGACGCACCAAAUCCUGCUACUGAAGAUGGGAUAAAGUACAACUUAAAGAGGACGAAGAGGUCAGUCUCCGAGUGUCUCCCUAAUGCGUCCAAUGGGCCAAUGGCUGCCACUGAUUUCCAGGCGGCGGUGCUGCAGCGGCUGGCGGAGCUGGACGCGGCGGUGGCGGAGCUCCGGGCGCAGGUGGAGUACAACACCCUGCUGCUGCAGAACCUGCAGGGCGGGCAGAACCCCGGGUGCGGCGGCCGCGGGGGCGGCGGCGGGGUCGGGGGGGAGGAGUACGCGCUGCCCGCCGACCUGCCGCUCCCCCUGCAGAGCAAGCAGCAGCUGGGCCAGCUGGAGAAGCGCCUGGCCGAGGACCCGGGCCUGCAGGAGUACCUGGUGUGUUCCCUGGCCAGCAAGGGGGGCCGAAGCGUCCGAAACGCCGUGCGCGCCAUGGUCCCGUGCCUCGUCUCCAACACGGUGGCGCGAGGCCUCAACUGGACCGGCGCCGGCGAGAAGCUGGCCUUCCGGGACCUGAUCCUCCGGAAAGUACUCAACCGAGGCGUCCGGAGAAACCUGGCCACCAAGGACGCCACCGACGAAGAAAUACAGCGGGAAGUUUCGGUGUUCCUGCGGGGGGCCAGCGACAGGGAGGGGGGCAGGAGGGAACGGAUGCUCCGGUCGGUCGCCAGGGAGAUGGUUUCAUCGCUGCACCAAUAGCAGCCCCUCACCCACGAGGCUCAUAACAUUGUACUGUUCACAGAGGCCGAAUAGGGACACUGAGAUGCGGGAGGAGCUCAGGACAGUUCACAAGCUGCUACGGCGUCGCACAGAGGAAGCAGUGUUCUGGUAUUCUGGAAGUAGCAUUCUGGAACUCAAAAGGGAUUUUUUUUCCCAACCAUGACACAGGUGAGCUAUUUUUGCUCAAAAAAUGAGGAGCCAUAUUUUUGGAAUAAUUGAUGUCUGCGUUGGUGGUCAAGAAGAUAUUUUCAGGAUAAUGCAGGAAAAAGUCAAUUUUUGGAAAGAUUAUUGACAAUAAGGUCCUGAAAAUUAAAACCUACUCCCAUGUUACAUGGUGCUUUAUUUACCAUAUUUGUUAAGUGAAUUUUACAUUUUUGGGGGAAAUUUCCUUGCUUGGUUGAAAACUUCAUGCCGUAACAUUUUCUUAAACAACUGACAAAUGAAAUUGAUAGCUGGCUCGCUAGCUUGUUUUAAACCAAGCUCCUAAGGCCAGUGUCCCUUUUAUUGACCACCUGCUACUUGAUAAUUGUGAAUAUUUAUAUGUCAAUGUUUCAAUGUUUUUUUGGUUGCAAUGCAUGUCCAUUAAGUACUCUGACAGAAUACAGUACAGCUUGGAUACUGA